This is a messenger RNA of Oppia nitens, 449 nucleotides long. RefSeq lists its product as uncharacterized. The transcript is spliced from 4 exons. Lineage: Eukaryota; Metazoa; Arthropoda; Arachnida; Sarcoptiformes; Oppiidae. The record is from RefSeq and is a predicted model, not a curated record. Bases 15 to 449 code for a protein of 144 amino acids.
UACAUUAGAUAGAAAUGUGUCAUAAUUUUGAGGUCAAAAUUAUUUUUAUUACUUUAGUGAUAAUUUCGGGAACGGUAUGUCGAGAACCGACUAAUAAUGAAGAAUUGGAAGAUUCGGAAAACUGGUCUGAAUUAAGUACAGAGAUCUGCAAAAAGGAUCACUCGAUUGAAGUGAAAGCAAAGAUUGAGAAAUGCGAUGAAUUAGACGUUUAUUAUAAAUUUGAUAGUUUGACCAAACAAUGCGAUAAAUUACGGUCACAUCCCGGCACUGGUUAUUAUGAGGUAGAAAAAGGAGAGUGUAAGUAUCAGGAAUGCUAUAAUAAGAUAAGCAAAACAAAAGAGUUUCAAGAGUUGAGCAAACAAUUGGACACAACUUCAGAGGAAACCAAAGUUAAAAAAUCUUAUGAAAAAUAUAUAUGCAUUAGAAAGGCAUUGGGUCUAAAAGUUUGA